Molecule: messenger RNA, 330 nt
Organism: Sparassis crispa
Lineage: Eukaryota; Fungi; Basidiomycota; Agaricomycetes; Polyporales; Sparassidaceae
Exons: 1
Coding region: 1-330 (109 amino acids)
Source: RefSeq, a predicted model, not a curated record
AUGAGAUGCGACGCCGACUGUAUCAUCUCCAAAGACUUGGUUGACAACAAACAGCUCCUCGACUUCUAUUUCAACUGGGUGUUCGCACAGGAGACAUUUGAUGUUAGGAAAGCCGCUAUGGGCGACGAUAUGAGUAUUAAACCACGGCAACGCCCUAUGAUCUAUAUCACGAAGCGUGAUCCCAGGGAGGAACAAGGGGCAAAUAGCAGCCUCCUCGAGUACAUUUUCGAUUUCAUCCACAUAGCUACACCAUUGUGUAAUGUUGAUAUCGAGAUAGCUGAACUGCAGGCGCAGCGGGAUGAGGAGGACCGGAUUUACAGGAAUUUUUAG